This is a messenger RNA of Hypoxylon trugodes, 1555 nucleotides long. RefSeq lists its product as uncharacterized. The transcript has a single exon. Lineage: Eukaryota; Fungi; Ascomycota; Sordariomycetes; Xylariales; Hypoxylaceae. Bases 132 to 1271 code for a protein of 379 amino acids. The record is from RefSeq and is a predicted model, not a curated record.
AGAGAUUCUUUCAUGGAUGAUCCAAUCUUCUCAGCCAACUUUUAAACUUCAUAAUUCGAAUACACAUAAACUUUGGAGGGCCGCAUUGAGGGCUAUCCUGCGUCCAAUUUCCAAUUUCCAAUUUCGAGAGUAUGUCCUGGGAUGCCAAAUCCGGAGGUAGGCGGCGCCAAAAUAGCUCCGUGAGCUCUUCUCGAGCAUUGCCGCAUCAUACAAGACAGCAGUCGAAAAUACCGGCGCAGCCUAGAUCCCAUUAUGUUACCGACCCAUUUCUCCAAAACUUCCUAACGCCAUCUUUCGACCCCGCCGAAUAUCUCAAUGCCUCGCUUCCCUCACUCCAGACCACGUCCGCGUCGACACGAACGACCGAUGCCGCAGUUCCAUUAGCAGAGCUAUCCACACAAGCUCAAACGCAACUCUCCCAAUUGAACGCCCAUACGACGAGAUUGACGAAUACCCUUACACAACUCACGGAUGAUAUACUACGGAGCGGGAGCAGGUUGGCAUAUGAAGUGGAAUUGCUGCGCGGCGAGACCCUAAGUCUAUCGGAAACGCUAUCAGAUGGCCUACACAAAGAAGUCACAAGGUUUAUACCCGACGGUAUACGGGAACUCCCCGAUACCAAGGCAAGUGGAACCGCCCAACCGACGCAGAGGCGCGAAUCCGAAGCGAAGCCUCCGACGAACCUAGAGUCUAUCCCACAAGACAAUAACAGUCAAGACCCGCAAUACAUAAGCCAACUACAAACCCUGACACUAGUACGCUCCCGGCUCGAUACGGUUGUUAAGACGUUUGGUGAAGCUAUGGAAUUUGUAUUCCCACCCUCGGAACUCUCGGUCGGUUCGUCAUUCUUGUCUGUUUCAGCGCCGGAACCUGGGGUGGAGGCGCACAGUACAGAAGAAAAAGGACAACAAGUUCUCAGGCAACUUAAAGAGGAAAUAUCAGGCCUACUAGCUAAAAGUAGCGACCCAGUGGAAGGAAUUGAAAAGGCAGCUCAUCGCAUAGAAGAGCUAAAAGAGUUGACAAAAGUAUGGAAAGGGACGGCAGAGGAGAAAGGAAGAACAAAAUUCAUCGACGGUCUGGCUAAGAUGGUCGAAGACAGACACAAGGAAUUGUUGCGAGAAGUGGAACAGAACGGACGUCGUGAUAACAAAGCAGAUUUAGACAAUAACUCUAGAAAAGCUGCCGCCAAUUCCGAUAAUGGUGGGGCGGAGAGUAGACCGCUGUAUGGAAUAAUGAGCCAGUUACAGCGGCUUCGAGCCGGCCUACAAUGAUUCAAAAGAUCAAAAUUGAAGGAAAUUCACGCAUAUCCCAAUUGUGAACCGAAGAUACUAUGGGAACUCAUGGUGUGUCGUGGUCUCAUUGUUUACCAGGUGCCUACGUCUCCGUGCAAUGCUACAUUUAUGUGAUGCCCGCAAAGUUGUAAAGCACCAUUGUGCUCUUGCACUGCUUGAUCCGACAUAAUUUCACACCAGACAGCGAAUUAUUUCUUACCGUUACCAUAACUAAAGCACAAUUGUGAUUUAAUCAUGUAAAUGAUAUAUAGCUUGGGGUAUUC